AUGAGUCGCAGCCCAGAGCGCAUCUCCUCGUACCGGAGGCAUUUUGAAGGCCUCGCCUCCUCAUCUUCUACCUGCCAUAUCCGUGUCUCGAGCCCAAGCCCACGCAGACGUGAAACCCGCCACCGGUCCGCCAGCUACAGCCGCAGCGUGCGAAGGGCUACAUCCGGCACCCGCAGUGCACGCCUCACCGGAAGUGUGAGUAUGAGUGCUCUGUGUGCUGGUAUGGGUCGCGGAGGUGCACUGGAUCUGGAAGCUGCUUCUGCUGCCAACCAGGACUAUCUAACCACACGCACAAGUGAAAGACAGGAGAUGAUCACCCUCAAUGACCGCCUGGCUGUCUACAUUGAAAAGGUGCGUACUCUGGAGCAGCAAAACAAACUGCUUGAGACUGAGAUUGAAGCCCUGAAGGGCCGCUAUGUGAAGCCCUCAGGCUUGCGUAUGAUGUAUGAGGAGCAGUUGAGAGAACUCAGGAGGGUCGCUGACCAGAUGAGAGCCCAGAGGGAUCUUGCCAUCGCUGCUAAGGAGGCCAUGACUGCGCAGCUGGAGAUGAUCAAGUCCAGGUAUGAGGAGGCACUGGAAGCCAGGAAAAAGGCAGAACAGGACAUUGAAGCAUUCAAGCCUGAUGUGGAUGCUGCCACUGCAGCCCGCAUUGCUCUGGAGAAACAGUUAGAGAACCUUGAGGUGGAGAUGGAGUUCCUUCAGAGGAUUCACAAACAGGAAAUCGAGGAACUGAUGGCUCAGAUUUAUGAAACUGUAUCUAAAGUCGAAGUGGCCUUCGCUCUUCCUGACCUUGCAUCUGCCCUCAAAGAGAUCCAGUCCCAGUACGACAGCAUCGCCGCCCGGAACCUACAGGAAAUGGAUGCCUGGUACAAGACCAAAUUCCAGGACUUGAACACGGCAUCAGCAAGACAUGUGGAAUCCGUACGGGGAAUUAGAGAAGAAGUUGUGGGCUACAAGAAAGAUAUUCAGAACAAACAGCGGGAGCUGGAUUCACUUAACAACAGGUAUGAGACUUUGCUGGCUCAGAUCCGUGACAACCAAGAGAAAUACAAAAAGGAGGAAGAAGAUUUACAGGCCCGUAUCGAGGCUCUGAAGCUGGAAAUGAAGACAGUGAAAGAGAAGAUCACUCUGCUGCUGAAAGAAUAUCAGGAUCUCCUCAAUGUGAAGAUGGCUCUUGAGAUCGAGAUCACCACCUACAGGAAGCUGAUCGAAGGCGAGGACUCCCGUUUGUCAACAAUGGUGCAAGGCAUGUCUCUGAUGAGUGCCAGCAUCUCGGCGAGUCUCAGCACCUCAGGGGUGAGGGUGAGUGGAGCCUUGGCUGAACCGGCUGGUGGAGCAGCUGCAGUGGCCUUCAAGCCAUCGCAGUCUUCUAACGGCAACCAGGAAACUAAGGAGGAAUUCUCUCACGAGCAGGCCGUAGAACUGACAGAGAGGAAGACCGUCCUCAUUAGAACAGUUAAGACAGACGAGGACGUCAUCCAGAAAGACACACAAGAGCGCACCAUCACCAUCUCCGGAGCAGCAGACGAGACAGAAGAGUAACCUGACCUCACACUAGAUAUCUCUCUACUAUAUGUGUUCAUUUCUUCCCUCCACUAGCCAUUCAUUACUACAUCAUCAUCAGAUCUUUACAUUUCCGUAUCACCUUAGAUGAUU
This is a messenger RNA of Tachysurus vachellii, 1656 nucleotides long. It is a transcript of the gene ngs, whose product is annotated as notochord granular surface. Gene Ontology annotation, biological process: skeletal muscle organ development. The record is from RefSeq and is a predicted model, not a curated record. NCBI's taxonomy places the organism in Eukaryota, Metazoa, Chordata, Actinopteri, Siluriformes, Bagridae. Bases 1 to 1542 code for a protein of 513 amino acids. Gene Ontology annotation, cellular component: intermediate filament; Z disc; cell-cell junction. The transcript is spliced from 11 exons.